CUUUAAUCGUCAGUGGUUUCUAGCUUCAUAACUAUCUGGAUUAGUUCCCAAAUCUACUUAAAAUCAUGUUCCGCCUCAUGUUAAUCGCUGUUUGCACCGCUGGUGUCGCCUCCGCUGGAGGUUCCAAACAACAAGCCGCCGACUCCCAACCCCAGGCGAGCCACGAUUUGGGAGCCAUCCACGCAAUUUCCGGUGGUUAUGAAGCUGGUGGUUAUGGCGGAGAGUUUGAAGAGCACGGUGGUUCCGAUAGCAAUGGCGCGGAACUCACCAGUCUCGCUCAUAGCUCCGCUGUCCAGGCCAACAACGCUGUCCAAAACCAACGCACAGCAGGCAGUCAAGCCGCCUUUGGCAUCGCCAGCAGCUUCGCUAGUGCUGCUUUUGGUGCCGCCCAAACCGCUCAAGCUGCCCUCGUAGGCAAACAAGCCAUUGUCCAAAACCUCAGAAGACAGCUGACCGAUGCUCAACAACAGCUCCAGGAAGAAAUCACCCAGUACCAACAGACCGAAGCUGCAGCUCAAGCCGCUCACUCUACAGCCCAGCAAGCUCAGGCCCAAGUCACCAGCUUGAGCGCCGCUAUCUCUGCGGUCCAAAGCGGCGCCCAGAACGCCCAACAAGCCGCUGCUGAAGCUGCCAGGGUAUCAGCCGCCCAACAGUCCAUGGUCGUUGAGGCCAAACAACGCGUCGCUCACAUUCUCAGCCGCAUCCAGAACGCCGUCGCCGAAUUGCAGGACACCGAAAUCUCCGCCCAGAAGGCAGCCGAAGCCGCACAGAUUGCCCAGUCCAACGCAGCUGCAGCUGGAGUGGCCGUGGCUACAGCCAGUUCCCAAGGAAUCGGGUCCAAAGGGGGUCAUCAUUAUUAGUUUAUUGUACCACGCAUUUGUAAUACGAUUUUCCUAAUGUAUCUGGUCAGUAGAAAAUAAGACAAUAAAGUUCAGCUAACAAAUACA
This is a messenger RNA of Anoplophora glabripennis (Asian longhorned beetle), 947 nucleotides long. RefSeq lists its product as uncharacterized. The coding region runs from base 66 to 860 and encodes 264 amino acids. Lineage: Eukaryota; Metazoa; Arthropoda; Insecta; Coleoptera; Cerambycidae. The transcript has 4 exons. The record is from RefSeq and is a predicted model, not a curated record.